AUGGCUUUCGAGAAACCGCUUCCAGACGUGCCGUCGCGGAUUCCGAAUUUGACGACUCUGACGCUUGUUGCGAGUGCUCAUCUACACAAAUUCAUCCGGAAUUCAUUGAAGGAAGAGGGAGAAUUUACCGGCGAGCGCGAGGUAUGGGCAAAUGCGCUACAAGAUGCACUUCAUGAACUCGGUGCGGAUAUUUCACGAGGUGGUUGGUUAACUGGUAUCAAGCGGUCACGCACGGCAAGGCAGAAGGCGAGGCAAAGAAGAAGGGAGCAGGAGAAAAGAGAGUGUGUCGAACGUAACAGCAAGCGAAGAAUCGAUGAGAGGGACGCGGAGAAGGAACAGACGAACGACCUGGAACCAGGCUGCGUCCGUUUGGCGUCGAGCGAGACGGUCAAGGCUUUUCCUCGACUUCAUGCCGGUAAUAAUCGCGAGGCAGCGCUUUCCCAUCUUCGCGAGGCAGUCUCGAAACCAUUCCCGCCCUCGCCCAAACCUCCAGCGAGGCAUCUGUUGCUCACUGUUGACGCUUUCAGUUCUCCCACUGCCGUGCAAGAACGGGAGUUUCAUGUCGUGCGUGCUGGAACUGCCUGUCUGUUUGUGAACGACGUGUUCACCCUUCCGACGGAUGGUGACGACACGCCUGGUCGUGUGCUCUAUGGUCUGGACGAAUGGGAAGAUGCAGAAGAUGAAGACCCUGUGCAGAUCGUAGGAGGAACAUUCCGGUUUCGAGGUACCGUAUCGCCCGUUCAACACGAGUCGCUGUGCAAGGUCCUACGUCUAUCUAUAUUCAUGUACCUCUCGCUCGUGCUCGAGCAGCACGUCCUCUUCAAUUCACACGUGGAACUAAAUUUCCCGAAGCCCUCUUUCCCCACCGCUGCAACAGUCCCGUUUCCUGCAGGGCCGAAGUCGCCGCAAGAAGUCAAGGGCAGGGCGAAACACGAUUCCACCUUUACGUCGGGCCUAUGGUCUUUCUUCUCCAAGAAGACGGAGCAUCUGCUUACGCGGGCCGCUAACGUAGGCCCUUCUCUGGUUCGUCGUGGCUCUCUGGAACUUCCCUUGAUGCACAAGCAUGCCGCACCCUCACUCUCCACUACGUCCGACGACGGCGUAACUCCACGGCAACGGCAUUUUUCGUUCAUGUCCACCGUACCACCGCAGGCAUCGGGCGAGAGUGGCCCUCCAAAGCAGCCGGAGUUCACGUCCAUAGUCAAGCAUAUCGAACGGUGCAAAGACCUCUUGUCGACCUCUCCAGGCCUCAAGUUCGCUGUGCCGAGUGUGCUCGUUAGUCUGGCGAAGAAAGAGACCGCAGAUCCGACACGUAAACUGACGGGCGACGAGAAGGCUGCACUAUCGAGCAUCCUCGGCUGGGAAGGCAAGGAGACACUGGCGCAAGGCAUGACUGGCACGCCAGGAUUUGUGCGACACCAGGGGCUAUCGGUGUUGUACUCGCAACACAUCCCUCUCCCCCUUACAGUUUCGGCAGCCCCGAUGCUGGGCUCAUCUGGAACUUCGACGUCUUCCGCGCUGCAAACUUCUGCGCGGCCUGGAUAUUGCGGCACCUGGAGAAAGUGGAUCACCUAUCGGUACUACGGCCGCGAUAUUGGUGCGGACGAGGCACUCGGAGAGAAGAUAAUACAGAUGUGCAUUGAUGCAGAAGAUGCGUGCGAUAACCCCGACUGUCAUUUUAAGCGUGGCGAUCAUGAUUCCCGGUGGAUACAUGGCGGGGUGCGGAUCGUUGCAGCUGUCGGACGUCGUGGCGGUUCAACCGGCAAUUUUGCCACAGGAGAUGAGACCAUUCAGAUGUGGGAAGCUUGUGCGAUUUGCGGCAAAGAAUCACGAAAAGAGCAGAUGUUCGACGGAACAUAUUUGCUUUCCUUUGCCAAGUACCUGGAAUUGUUGAUUUAUUCACCGACUAUCUGUGCCUUCAGGACACCGCUAUGUGAACACACAACUUCUCAACCCGCAUCUACAGAUACCAUUUCCCCGAUGAGAUUGAUUAUCCUUCGCAAGUUUUCCUACAAAUCGCGCACGGUCACAUUCUCACAGACGACGAUCGAGGAUACCUUUGAGCUUCGAGUGCCAAGAUUUCAGAUCGUCCGACACAAGAUUGUCGAGAAGGCCCCAGAAGGUGCCGAUCUGAUAGAGCAGUCGAGAUUCGAGUUAUCUGGCGAAGACGAUAGACGGACUUUACGACGAGAGAUUAUGAAUUGGUGGCAGGGCCUAUCCGAACACAUGGACAAACUUGAGGAGAACUUCUUCCACGACGACGAUCACCCUCUCCACAAAGCCCUUCCGCGACUACCUUCAAGUGAUGAUGCCUACGAAUUUGAUGAUGCACACCUGGCGACUCCUAAGAGUCAUCCACGACGUCUCUCAUCUGGUGCGAUACCGCCUAUCACGCAGUCGAACCAGAAUGCUUCUGGUUCCGGGAAUCACACCCCGUCCGUACAUGCAACUGCCCCUGCAGGUUCCGCUUCCAAUUCCGUGUCAUCCUUUUCUACCGGCUCUUCGCAAUCCCAAGGGCCCGACUCCAUACAUCUGCUCUCUGGCCUGCGGCAUUCGUUUCAGCGGACUGAGCAGGCUCUCUACCUUGAGUUGUCAAGAACGUCCUCGUCCGCCCUGAACGAUGUGCGUCGUUCAUUCCUGACAGCUGCUCGAGGGGCAUCAAGACGUCUUGCUGCAUGGGAGCACAAACACUCAUCUCACCUUCCAAAGGGUUCAGCUCUGAGUGGCCCACCCUCAUUGUCUGAACCCGAGUGGUGGAAGACCGGCUGCCAUGCUGUGCCUGGCGGGAAUAUUAUUGUCAGAGAGAAUGACUGGGGGAGCAUCAUAGCCUUCACGCUAAGUUCGCAGGAUUACCUUCAGGAAUUGGCUAACAUGUCUGCACCUGGCCGCUUAGGCGUGCCAGUCCUGCCUUCGACUCCAGCUGACGCCAGACCAUCCUUCUUCAGUACUGGAGGCGCCUCGUUGAAACGUCUUAUCAGUGGCUCUGUUCCUCAGCUAGACCCUGAUGAAGAAGGUGUUAUGUGGCAGGAGCCAGAAGCUUAUUCUGCAGUCAUCAGUCGCAAGGAACAUCCUAAGGAUCCAACGUCCUUGAUGUCCCUUCGUGAGGUCCUUCGACAUAGCAAGGGCUUUGCCGAUGGUCAGGGGAGCCCAUCUGGAUCCAAAUUUGUUGCUGCUUUCUCGAAUACAAAGCCUGACCACCCUGUACCGUCCUCUGCGUACGCGAAACCUGAAGUAGAGCUAUCGAUGCAGGGUGCUGAGGGUAACGUCAGUGAGAUGUCGGAGGCUGUCGAAGCUGCGGGAAAAAUUCUGCACGAUCUAGAGACCAGCACGAAUCUCGCAGCAUCUUGGCAUAGUUCUGCAGCGACAUCCGAUACCACGCCAGUUACCACUUCAAGCUUUCUAGAGACUAAUAUCCGGCGGGGCAAAUCAUCUUCAAUUAUAUCCAGCGAUAGCCAAGGCACAGUCGGGGUUGUAAGCAGCAGUAGUUCUGCAACUCCUCCACCAGUACCACCCAAAGGUGCAAGCAGCUCAGCACAGGAUCAUCCCGAGAAAAAUAUGCAUCCCUUUACAGAUCACAUGCAGACUGUGCAAACAUCUCUGGCAAUGUCACUCACAAAUACUCUCACCAACGCCAUGCGCCUUAUGCUGAAGUCGGGCGAUGCGCCACAACCACCUCCACACCCGGCCCGUCACGCUUUGCUUGUGGUCGACUCGCCCGCCAUCGAUGAACGACCUCAUAUCAAGUAUGACUGGACGAUUGGCAAGCGGCUCCGAUUCAGCUGUACCGUCUAUUACGCAAAACAGUUUGAUGCGCUCCGCCGGCGGUGUGGGAUCGAAGACAUGUUCUUGAGAAGUUUGUCUCGGAGCGAGAAUUGGGCGGCCGAAGGUGGCAAGAGUAAGUCGAAUUUCUGGAAGACUACAGACGAUCAGUUCAUCAUCAAGACUUUGGUCAAUGCGUGGAAUGUCGCUGAUCUCCAGGUGCUGAUUGACCUUGGGCCUUCAUACUUCCGAUACAUGGAUGCGACUGCUAGUAAACCCACCGUACUUGCUAAGCUCCUAGGAUUUUUCACCGUAGAGAUCAGAAACCUUGAAAGUGGUACAACGCAAGCAAAGGCCGAUUUGUUAGUCAUGGAAAACCUGUUCUAUGACCAGAAUAUUGUCAAGACCUUUGACCUGAAAGGCAUCCAGGGUCGAAAAGUCAAAGCCUCAGCAAGUACUGGCUCUAAGACACUAUUUGAUGGCGAAUGGAUCGAAGGCCAACGACGGGCUUUGACCCUUGUGCACCCUCAUUCCAAAGUCGUCUUUCAAGAAGCAAUCAAGGCAGAUUGCGACUUCCUGGCACGAAGUAACGUCAUGGACUAUUCCUUGCUCGUUGGGAUCAAUGAAGAACGCAAACAGAUUGCUUGCGGUCUUGUGGACACUAUAGGUAGCUAUACGUUUGCGAAAACGCUCGAGUACAAAGCCAAGCAGGGCCUGAGUGCUGGGAAAGAAGUAACCGUGGUGCCUCCACAUGAGUAUCAAGAACGAUUUGUCAGCGCCAUGAACGACUACUUCUUAGCAUGUCCAGAGAAGUGGUCGCGGCCGCUCGACGACACCAAAGUCCCAAGCGGCUACCAGGAACUUCCAAGUGUAUUAUAA
Sparassis crispa is the source of this 4638-nucleotide messenger RNA. RefSeq lists its product as hypothetical. Bases 1 to 4638 code for a protein of 1545 amino acids. Gene Ontology annotation, molecular function: 1-phosphatidylinositol-3-phosphate 5-kinase activity. Gene Ontology annotation, cellular component: endosome membrane; fungal-type vacuole membrane. The record is from RefSeq and is a predicted model, not a curated record. Lineage: Eukaryota; Fungi; Basidiomycota; Agaricomycetes; Polyporales; Sparassidaceae. Gene Ontology annotation, biological process: phosphatidylinositol phosphate biosynthetic process. The transcript is spliced from 10 exons.